AUGCGACUGAACAGGGAAUAUGUACGUCGUGUUGAUAAAUCGACAAAGAAAAUGAUUGCAGUUGCCUUCUGUUCAUAUCUAUCUAUCUAUCUAUCUAUCUAUUCCAGUCUGUUCAUAUCUAUCUAUCUAUCUAUCUAUCUAUUCCAGUCUGUUCAUAUCUAUCUAUCUAUCUAUCUAUCUAUCUAUUCCAGUCUGUUCAUAUCUAUCUAUCUAUCUAUCUAUCUAUUCCAGUCUGUUCAUAUCUAUCUAUCUAUCUAUCUAUCUAUCUAUUCCAGUCUGUUCAUAUCUAUCUAUCUAUCUAUCUAUCUAUUCCAGUCUGUUAUCUAUCUAUCUAUCUAUCUAUCUAUCUAUUCCAGUCUGUUCAUAUCUAUCUAUCUAUCUAUCUAUCUAUCUAUUCCAGUCUAUCUAUCUAUCUAUCUAUCUAUCUAUCUAUCUAUCAUUCCAGUCUAUCAUAUAUCUAUCUAUCUAUCUAUCCUAUCUAUUCUAUCUGUUCAUAUCUAUCUAUCUAUCCAUCUAUCUAUUUCAUCUAUAUCUAUUCUAUCUAUCUAUCUAUCUAUUCCAUCUAUCUAUCUAUCUAUCUAUCUAUCUAUCUAUCUAUUCCAGUCUGUUCAUAUCUAUCUAUCUAUCUAUCUAUCUAUUCCAGUCUGUUAUCUAUCUAUCUAUCUAUCUAUCUAUCUAUUCAGUCUAUUCCAUAUAUCUAUCUAUCUAUCUAUCUAUCUAUCUGUCUAUCAUAUCUAUCUAUCUAUCUAUCUAUCAUCUGUUCAUCUAUCUAUCUAUCUCAGUCUAUUCAUUCCAUCUAUCUAUAUCUAUCUAUCUAUCUAUCUAUCUAUCUAUCUAUCUAUCUAUCCAGUCUGUUCAUUCAUCUAUCUAUCUAUCUAUCUAUCAUCAGUCUAUUCAUCUAUCAUUAUCUAUCUAUCUAUCUAUUCCAGUCUGUCAUAUCUAUCUAUCUAUCUAUCUAUCUAUUUCAGUCUGUUCAUCUAUCUAUCUAUCUAUCUAUCUAUUCCAUCUAUUCAUCUAUCUAUCUAUCUAUCUAUCUAUCUAUCUAUCUAUUCAGUCUAUUCAUAUCUAUCUAUCUAUCUAUCUAUCUAUUAUAUAUCUAUUCAUAUAUCUAUUUAUCUAUCUAAUCAUCUAUUCCAUCUAUCUAUCUUCAUAUCUAUAUCUAUCUAUCUAUCUAUUCUAUCUAUUCAUAUUAUCUAUCUAUCUAUCUAUCUAUUCCAGUCUAUCUAUCUAUUUAUCUAUCUAUCUGAUUCCAUCUGUAUCUAUCUAUCAUAUCUAUCUAUAUAUAUAUCUAUUCCAUUCAGUCCAUCUAUCUAUCUAUCUAUCUAUUCCAUCUAUGGUCAUCUAUCCUAUCUAUCUAUUCAUCAUCGAAUUCUAAAAACAUUCUAUCUAUCUAUCUAUCUAUCUAUUCCAGUCUUUAAAUAUCUAUCUAAUAUAUUCAUCUAUCUAUUCAGUCUAUCUAUCUAUCUAUCUAUCUAUCUGAAUUAUUCCAUGAAUUCAUAUAUAUAUAUUAUCUAUCUAUCUAAUAUCUAUCUAUUAAUUUAUCAAGGAGAAUUCAUAUUUUAUCUAUAUCUAUCUUUUAUCUAUCUAUCUAUUCAGUCUUCUAUAUCAUAUCUAUCUAUCCAUCUAAAAUCUAUUCCAUAUUGUUCAUAUCCAUCUAUCUAUCUAUCUAUCUAUCCCAGUCUGUUCAUAUUAUCUAUCUAUCUAUCUAUCUAUCUAUUAUAUUUAUAUAUCAUACAUCUAUCUAUCUAUCUAUUCAGUCUGUUAAUCUAUCUAUCUAUCUAUUCAUCUAUUCUAUCUGUUCAUAUCUAUCUAUCUAUCUAUCUAUCUAUUCCAAAGAAAAUAAAAAAUAUCUAUCUAACUAUCUAUCUAUGA
This is a messenger RNA of Acanthosepion pharaonis, 1872 nucleotides long. The record is from the annotation of a GenBank genome assembly. NCBI's taxonomy places the organism in Eukaryota, Metazoa, Mollusca, Cephalopoda, Sepiida, Sepiidae.